Molecule: messenger RNA, 812 nt
Organism: Corticium candelabrum
Lineage: Eukaryota; Metazoa; Porifera; Homoscleromorpha; Homosclerophorida; Plakinidae
Product: ubiquitin thioesterase OTUB1-like
Exons: 4
Coding region: 139-600 (153 amino acids)
Biological process (GO): protein K48-linked deubiquitination
Cellular component (GO): nucleus
Molecular function (GO): cysteine-type deubiquitinase activity; ubiquitin binding
Source: RefSeq, a predicted model, not a curated record
UUCGAGCGGUUUCCUUUGCAUACUUGGAAAGACUAAUUCAUGAUCCUUCAGAUUAUGCGCGGUUUGCAACAACUGCAAAACAAAGCAAAGAUGGACUGGUUGCCUUGGGCUUUUCUGCAUUUACUAUAGAAGACUUCCAUGAGAUUGUUGUGUUCUGCUAAUAUUCCCACACGACUCUUUAUUGAUAUAGCCUUUGUGUUGCAGUUUAUGGAUGUUGUGGCAUGUGUGGAAAGCGCUUCUGAUGCUUCAGAUCUUCUUAAUAAAUAUUGUGACCAGUCAACAUCAGACUAUGUCGUUGUCUAUUUGAGAUUAUUGACGUCCGGGAAACUACAAGAAAAAGCUGACUUCUAUAUGCAUUUUAUUGAUGGAGGACUGUCAGUGAGAGACUUUUGCAAUCAGGAAGUAGAGCCAAUGGCAAAGGAGAGUGAUCACAUUCAUAUCAUUGCUCUCUCUGAAGCGUUGGGUAUUCAUGUUCGUGUAGAAUACAUGGAUCGUGGAGAUGGUGGAACAGUCAAUUACCAUGACUUUCCAGAAGACGGUUCACCACCACACGUCUGUUUGCUGUACAGACCAGGACAUUACGACAUUCUGUACAACUAAUGGAAGUAUAGUCUGUCUUCACGGUGAUAGUACUUAUGUAUGUGAGCUAGACGAAUGUAGGAUGUGACUGUGGAGUAUGUGCCAAGAGUCGGCUUUCUAAUGGGCUUGUAGUAGAUUUGUUGAGAGUCUUGUAGUUGCUUGGUGCAUACACAUAAUUUGUUUACGAUAAAUGUACAAUAUCUUACAAUACAAUACAAUACAAUACAAUACAA